Molecule: messenger RNA, 471 nt
Organism: Iphiclides podalirius (scarce swallowtail)
Lineage: Eukaryota; Metazoa; Arthropoda; Insecta; Lepidoptera; Papilionidae
Source: the annotation of a GenBank genome assembly
AUGGAACUAAAAGGAUUAAUACUACUGUCGGUUUUGUGCACAACGGUGUUUAGUGAAGACUGCGUUACGUAUUCCUUUGAGGAUGAUUUUGAGAAUUUGUUCUCGAACGAGAUCGGCUUAUGCAACGGAAUGAGGUGGUGGAAUUUGGGGAGGUACUCCGAAAUACCCGUGGAGAGUCCAGACGCCCGCAGUACAAAGUUUAUCGCUCCAGACUUCAUCAUGAGUUGCGUGUCUUCGUUCACCUUUCCGGUGACCGCUGGUGGUAUUGUUGAAGUGAAUUUGUACAUGGCCCCGAUAUCGCAGAGCGAUCAGGUGUCAAUCUUCGUCCACGAAGUGGUGCCGGGUGGCAUAAAUGCCUCCGUCGGUAACACGGGAAUCUCAGCGAUGAAUUCACCAUUUGAAAGUGGGUGGCACGUAUUGAAUGUCACUCUGACGGGAUCCGGAACUUUUGAUGGCUAUGUAAGUUUACCU